AUGGCCCUCCGAGCCAUCCUGAGUCGCUCACCGCAGCAGCUCCUUCGAGUCCCACCAAGCUCCUCCGCAUCCGCUGUCACAGCUUCUGCACGAUCUCUUGUCCCAGCAGCUCGCAGCAUGUCCAGCGCCGCGACGAGAAGGAACGAGUUUGCAGCUACCAGCGUCUGGUCCACACCAGCUCCGCUAAGGCUGUCCCCACCUACAGCAGAGGAGGAGACUGCGGACUUCAAAAAGGCUUGCGAAGAGGUGCAGAGAUGGUUUGACAGUCCGAGAUUCCAGGGCAUUAAGAGACCGUACGGUCCGGCUGAUGUGGUCAGCAAGCGCGGAUCUGUGCCUGUUCAGCCUCCGCAAUCAUCGUUGAUGGCCGACAAGCUGUUCGCACUGCUCACAGAGCGUUUCGAGCAGAGGCAGCCAGUGCACACCAUGGGCGCCAUCGACCCCGUCCAGCAGAGCCAGAUGGCCUUCCACCAGGAAGUGACGUACGUCUCUGGCUGGGCAGCUUCCUCGGUGCUCACCACCUGCAGCAACGAGGUUGGACCCGAUCUGGCGGACUACCCGUACACAACUGUUCCCAAUCAAGUCCAGCGUCUUUUCAAAGCUCAACUGCAUCACGAUCGCAAGCACUGGGAUGAACGGUCUCAGCUGCCGCAAGAGAAACGCGCUCAGACUCCCUGGGUGGACUACUUGCGGCCGAUCAUUGCUGAUGCUGACACUGGUCAUGGAGGUCUGACUACAGUCAUGAAGCUGGCGAAGCUCUUCGCAGAAAAUGGAGCCGCUGCCAUCCAUUUGGAAGACCAGCUGCACGGCGGCAAGAAGUGCGGUCACCAAGCCGGCAAGGUCCUCGUGCCCACCUCGGAGCACAUCAACAGGUUGAACGCUACACGUUUGGCUUGGGAUGUCUUAGGCUCCUCCAACCUGGUCAUCGCCCGGACUGACAGCGAGAGUGGCAAGUUGAUCAGCAGCAACAUCGAUGUGCGCGAUCAUGAAUUUAUCAAAGGUGCCUACAACCUUAAGCCUGGAACCAAAAGCCUUGCAGAAUCUCUGGCCGAGGCGGAAGGUGCUGGCAAAGUAGGUGCACAAGUGGACGCUGUGGAGAAGGCGUGGAUGGAUGGGUGCGAGCUGUUGACAUUUAACAAGGCCGUGGAGAAGCACAAUUUUGGCAACGCGAGCGGCCUGGCAGAGUACGCAAAGCGUGUCGAAGGUGGUGUGUCCAACACCGUCGCUCGUGGCAUCGCUGCCGAAGUGUUCGGCGAGUCUGGCGUGCCAGUGUGGGACUGGGAAGCGCCCAGAACCAAAGAAGGCUACUUCCACUUUACCGGUGGCAUUGACGCUGCCGUCAAGCGGGUCAACCUCUUUGCACCUUACGCUGACCUGCUCUGGUUGGAGACCAAGACGCCAGAUGUUGGAGAGGCAACUGACUUUGCUAAGCGCAUCCACAAAGUGCACCCCAACAAGAAGCUGGUGUACAAUUUGAGUCCUAGCUUCAAUUGGAGCGCACAUGGCUUCGACGACAACGCACUCAAAAACUUCAUCUGGGACCUCGGAAAGGCUGGCUUCGUCCUCCAACUCAUCUCUCUGGCUGGACUGCAUAGCACGGGCAUGAUCACGAGCCAGCUUGCGCGCGAGUACAAGACGGAUGGUAUGCUGGCCUACGUCAACCUGAUUCAGCGAAGAGAAAAGGAGCUGGGCACGGAUGUCUUGACGCACCAAAAAUGGAGCGGAGCAGCGUACGCAGACCGCAUGAUCCAGACUGUUUCUUCCGGCAGCUCUGCCACGAGCGCGAUGGGAGGUGAUUCUACCGAGCACAGCUUCUAG
Messenger RNA from Ceraceosorus guamensis, 1815 nucleotides. RefSeq names its product putative isocitrate lyase. The record is from RefSeq and is a predicted model, not a curated record. Gene Ontology annotation, cellular component: mitochondrial matrix. Lineage: Eukaryota; Fungi; Basidiomycota; Exobasidiomycetes; Ceraceosorales; Ceraceosoraceae. The transcript has 8 exons. Gene Ontology annotation, molecular function: methylisocitrate lyase activity; isocitrate lyase activity. Bases 1 to 1815 code for a protein of 604 amino acids.